Molecule: messenger RNA, 7741 nt
Organism: Rhagoletis zephyria (snowberry fruit fly)
Lineage: Eukaryota; Metazoa; Arthropoda; Insecta; Diptera; Tephritidae
Gene: hob
Product: bridge-like lipid transfer protein family member hobbit
Source: RefSeq, a predicted model, not a curated record
AGAAUUGUUAAAGACGUAACACUGAUUCAGCUAAGGCAGUCAAUAUGGCGAAAUUAGAGAAGUUGCCAACCAAUAACAACUGUGUUAUUGCAUCAUGUUCAGAAUCGGGCUGUAUACUGGCUGUAUGCCAUCAUUCGAUAUGCCUUGACUUAUGGGAAAAAACCAUCGAUAGUUAUAGAAAAAACAUCGAUAGUGGCGGAAAUUGGAAAACAUCGAUACUACCGAUUGUUUUCCAGCUAUAACUCAAACAGCUGAUUUAAUUUGUGAGGUGGGAAACGUCAAUAAAGUAUUUUCUAAAUUUUCAGGGUGAUCCUCAUAUUUCUUGUAAAUUUGCAUAAAAGGUGGUCAUAGUUAAUUAUUCAUAAAGAUGAUGUGACGAAUAAAAUUGGGAGAAUGCUCUUGAAGUUAUUAAUAUUCAUUGUGCUAGUAUUUUUACUGGCAUACUGGAUACUACCUAAAGGAAUCAGUUGGUAUUUAGUAAAAAAGUUUAGGGUAAAAGUGAGGAUAGGCGGCAUUAGCUUACGUUAUUUAGCUCUACGAAAUGUGCACGUUAGCAAAAGUGGAUUCAUGGUGCAAAUUGAAGAAAUUUGCCUACGUAGCAGCUUCUUUAACACAGAGGUGACAAAGUUGCUCUCUAUCUAUAUACGGGAUCUACGCAUAAAUAAAGAUAUCCAGAGCAACGAUGGGGCUUUGGGGACACUAGGCGAUUCUGAACGAACGCAAUUCAAAUCUCAACAGAAAGAGGAAAAAGAUGUGCCUGAUUUCCGGCGUGCCAAAGUUCCGCCAAGUAUUCUCACUUUUGCACAGUUUAUGGCCAUGCAUAUAAACAAUAUUUCUGUAGUUCUCAUGAAUAAUAACUUCGAUCCGGGAUGGUUUAUUCAUGCUACAGCUAGAGAACUGCAUCUAGAUGGAAGUAUAGUACAUAACGCCAAAACAUUAUUAGUUAACGCGGCCCUUAAUGAUGCCCAGGCGAAAAUGUUACGACACUGUCCAUCUCGCCGGCAAUCUUUGGAGAAUCUUAAUAAAAUUCGUCCUUGCUUAGGCGAAAUUAGUUUUGAUAUUGCUUUGGACGCCACAUUAUUUGCACAUGGACCUCUAUCCGUAGACAAACUUUCAUUAGCCAUGAACAAUGCGCGAUCUACAAUACAUGGCAGCCUAUACGAUUUCUUGAGCGAAGCAAAACAACGUACCAGGCCACAGCAAAAUUUGGAAAGCCAAGUAAGAAGUACAGCCAAUUCACUGACGCAGCGACGUAAAAGUUUCAGUAACGAAUCUUAUCAAAAGAUUGCGCCUAUAAUACCAAAGAAUUUUAAUUUUGUAAUUAAGGCAGCUACAUUUUCUGCGGUUAAAGAGAAUUCUCAAAAUGACUUCAGUGCAAAAAUACAGUUGUUCAGUAUUACCGGAAAAUUCAAUUCCAAAUCAUUGAAUGAGGAUGCAAAUCUCCCAACACUAUUUACCAAAGUCCUGCUACAACAUUUGGACAUUGACACCAAAUAUGAAAAGCUCCUUUUUAUUGAGCAAUUCACAAUUGAUUCAGUAUUGGAAAACGACAUCUUAAAUCUUUACGUCAAGCUUAAAACGUUCCAAAUAAUCUACAAUCACUGUGAAAUUUAUGAUUGGGUGCAUAAUAAUUUCUUGUCGCGCCAGCGUUCCAGCCCACAGCCCUUGCAGCUAAGUCAAAAACAACGUUCGUUGCCGGAUCACUUAGGCACAGAAACAUUUUAUGCUUUUCCUACCGAAAACGCUUUAGGAAGUGGCUUACUAGAGGGUAUAUUAAAACGUUCAGUAGUAAAAGGUUGCGCAGAAUUUUGGAAUGUAUCAAUUCUGAUGAAACUGGAUGAUGAAAACGCCGCCAUGAGUGUUAGUCAUACACGAUUUCUUUUGGAACAAACCGAAGAAAAACGUAGUUCUUCGUACGGAAAUAGAAUGUUGAAUUUGAUACUGAAUCAGCGCCAUUGGAGUACCGAAUUGAUGAUUGAGUCGCUUUGGUGGUCAUUGGGAAAUUCUAUAAAUGAUACUAAUAACUUAAAGAAAUCACAUUCUCCAGGCUCUCCAUUCUUUUUGGGACUGAGUUUAGUCAAACUGAGUUCGUAUGCUAGUGUCACAAAACUAGAGGUUUCCAUUCAUACAUUACGUACCGAAUAUAGUAUGAGUUUGGCUGAGUUUAUUGUGAAAUCAGUUAACUGUGUCAAACAAUAUGGAGGUCUAAAUUCUUCAACAGUUAGCGCUGGGAAACGACCAUUGCGGGGCCAAUUAGCCGGCACAAAUCAAAUAUCAAGUGGAUUACUGAUCUCUGCACGGAUUAAAGAUAUAACCGCCUAUUUUAUAAACCAUCACCAAGCUUGUUUGCUUUUAAGUUUCUCAGACAUAUCAUUAUCACGUAAGCAACAAGUAUCCAGCUUUAAAUUUGAAGAAUUUCAAAUGGCUAUUAUGCGCUCAAUGAAUUCUUCAUCUCUUUGUCUCAACGACUUCACCGACAUAUUCGCAAGCUGCAAAACCGUACGCAUUGAGCAUGAAAAAAAUGAAAACAAAAUUUCGGUAUACAUUCCUAGCAAUACAGAAGGCACGUGGAACUCUAAUUUGCACAUGCACAUAUUGACCUUGGCCAGAGAUAUGAGAGAUUUAUGCACUGAACUAGCUUUACCUCAGAACGAUCCUGAAAUGAAGUCUGAGCGUUUUAAACGACCUUGGAUUAUUGAACUAUCAGCUGAGUUGAGUACCGUUUUUGAAAUUAAGCUUUCUGAAAGGCACACAGUUCAGUGGUUUGUAGAGAACUUAUUCUUCAGUCACAAAGAAGGAAACUUCAUCUCGGCAGAAAAUAUUUUCAUUAAAAUAGAUGAUCAGCAUAUAUUUACACUGAAAGAUAUAGAUGUACAGUCACUGGCACGUUUGGAUAUGCUGACGCAAGAGCGUGUAAAUUGUGAUGGCUUUGCGCUGCUAACCAAUAAAGUUUGGGUUACCACAAUUGGGACAUUUAAGGCCAUCUUUCCUUACGACCAUGAUUUUUAUGAUGCUAUACAAAAUGAGUUUGUGUCGCAUUUCAAAUGGCUUAAAUUGGUACACAACUACAAAAAGAAAGCAUUUACUGCCAGCUCACCUUUGCCAAGUGAUAUGGUUAUACAAAUAAAAGAAUUUUUAUUGGAAAUCAGCGAUGAUCCCUUUGAAGUCAAGUUGCGUGAUAACUACGUUCUGCUUGUGGACGAAUAUUUAGAGGGUCUAAAACGCAAAGCAAUUUUCGAUAAAAAAAUUGCCGAGCGUUGCCUGGUUCCAGCAAGCACGAUUGAAAGUCUGUAUGCGAGUCUUGUUCAGAAAAACUCUGAGAUAUACAUUCAGCGCUCGAAAAAAAUUAGAGAAAGCGGGCCAGUCCGUACUAGGUUGCUGGCAUGGAUUAUGACAGACGUAGAAAUAAUGGCAAUGGCAGAUCCAUCGGUCCAUGGCGCUGAUAAUGUGACCCGUAUAAUGCGCGACAUUGACUGCGAAAGCCCUUGGCCGGAAGAAGGUCUGGAGUUCACUACACUUUGGUGUCGUAGCGUAAAUAUAAGCUGUACAGAAUGGAAAUUUAUGUUACGAGAUUUUCCACAGCCAAUGUUUUACGUUAAAUCUAUGCAUCUAUUUGGUAAUUUAUGCGGAGCUGAGCAAGCAGCAUCCAAACGGGCGAAACGAGAUGUUUUCAUUGAAGUUGGCGAGCCGUUUGGCACCGAUGUAGUCCAACGCAGCAUGCCAUCUUUAAAGUUUUACCAUGACUUCGAUUGCGAGUUGGAAUUUUGUAGCUACGCUUUUGGACCCUGUUGGGAACCGGUAAUGGCACAAUGCAAUCUUAGUUUUGAGAAAAUUUCUGCGCCAUCCAAAGAUCCCAGUCCACCACUGCCUUUCUGGGACAAAAUGCGCCUUCUCUUUCAUGGUCGGUUAACCAUGAUUGUUAAGCAAUUCACAGUUCUAUUGCACGCUUCGCUGGAUCCCUAUAAUACGACAGAAGAAAUGGAGUUGACAUGGAACAAUGCUGGCAUUGUGUGGACAAAUGCUAAAAUUAUGUUCAAAGGCGAAUUAAAUAUUACAGUACGUACCGCAUCGCGUUACGAUGAUUGCCGUCUAUUACACUUUCCUAACUUGAAAUUGACCUUUAAGCUGAAUUGGGUUUGUUUGGCGAAUCCAAACGAUCAUCACGCGGUUAUGCCUUGUGCGCCGGACAAGCUGCCAGAAUAUUCCAGCAACCAGGUUCAUGAUUCCUUCCGUGCCUUUCGUUCACUUAACUUGAAUAUUUGGAUUUCUUUUGAAACAAAACCGAAGCCUGGCGAGGAGGUGGAAAUCGACAUUCCCAGCUUGGUUCUAUACGGCAGCACCCUCCGCUGGUUCGAGAGCCUUAAGCUGAUUCUAUCAGGCGUUACCCGUCCAACCCGACGCGGGCCGGUAUUUAAUAAUGUGCGCCCCCGAAAAAAGCAACUCAGUCGACAUUACAAAAAAGCAAACUUGCAAAUGAGUUUGCAUCGUUUCCAAGUACUAUACUGGAUGUCUCAUGCCCUGCACAAGGGUUUCCAAUUGAACGGUGGGCGUGUUUCUUUUAGCUCGGAAUAUUGUUUAUCGUUAAAUCCCAUUGACGAUGGACUUAUUCAUAGACCGCGUGCUGAUUGGUCCACUGUGUAUAUGAAUUGCGAAUUAAACGAUGCUGAAAUAUGGUUGAAGAGUAUACUUACUGAGAAAUUAGAUAGCAGUUCAGAGAACCUAGCAAGUGUGGGGGAUGCCUUCAAAAUAGUGAGAUUCUACUUUUUAAGCGUGGCGAAAGUUUCAUAUGGUCGAGAGGCGCUCAUACAAACCGCAAACAGCCAAGAGGAGGAGACAAAAGCAAAAAAUACAACGCCCACGCAUAAACUGGUCGUUUACGACCUUAAGGGCGCAUGGACCAAAAAUAAUCGUGACGUUGCGUUUGCGCUCUUUGAUUCUUUCAUGAAGUCACAGAAGCUAAAGAACAAUUUGUCGACGGAAGCUGUAAAAAGCUAUCGCAAAGAGACCAAUUCCAAUGUUAUGAAAAACAAACGCAGCGAUAGUACAAUAACUCUCACAAAUAACCAAACCGAAGUACUACCUAUCACAAGUACCAACAGUGCAAUGAAGAAGGUGCAACCGGCCAGCCAUGCUACAGCGAUGUUGCAGCAAUUAAUAGCUGAAGCUGAUCACAAAUUCAAUGUUUAUAGCGAUGAUCAAAGUACACAGUCGCGGGAAUUGCAGCUACAGGGUUUGCAGGCCUGCUCAGCUCAGGAUGUGAUCCACGAAAAUUGGUCAAUAUCACUGGUCAAUUCUCAAGUGCUGCUUAAGGGAUGCGAGACGUCUGGCUACGUAAUCAUCAGUGCCGCCAAAGCGGAGAUUUUGCAACGCGUUCACCGCCCAGUCUGGCGCGAUAGGUCACUUGUGUCCAAAACGACUUGGAAGGGCCUGCUCGAAUGUAUGCAGUAUUAUGCCACAGUUAGCGCUGGAGAAGAUGACUCUCUACUUGAAAAGGAGAUCAUGUGGCUCACCGUGGACAACAUUCAGGAUAAAGACGAUACUGUUAUAAAUGAUUUGCCCGACAUUCCGCAUCUUGUGGGCAGUGGUCGUAGUGUGGGAGGUGUCGUAUCGGAGACGGUGGGCGCCUUGUCCAAUGAAAAUCCGGGCGAAACUCAACCUGUUCAGCUGCAGCGCAUAGUAUCACGAUGUAAAUGUGAAUUCUUCUACGUUAGCUACGGUGACACUAUCGAUCCAAAUACUAUAACCGAAGUUCCACCGCCACCAUCAGAGGAAACUCUAUCGCCGUGGGAAAAACAGGAUGAUCCAGUGGAUGCGUUCACUUUGAUGCAUCAUGAUUUGGACGUCUGCACGAACUCCUUGCAAUAUGCUAUGAUUCUAGAUAUCGUAAACAAUUUGUUACUGUACGUGGAACCACAACGCAAACAAGCGUUAGAGAAAUUGGCGCGUAUGCGCUUUCAAUUGCAGCUGCACUCGACGGAAGAUCAGAAGCGGCCGAUUCAGCAGAAGCAAACUAUGAUACGAAGCUUGCUGAUGAAAAUUCGUUCGCUGGAGAAAGACAUACAUCUGAUAGGCAAGGAUCGUGCAGAGGAGGGCGACACGCUGGAGUUGAGACAAGAAUUCGAACGCGUACAGCUGCAAAUUCGGGAGAGUAAAGAAGAAUUGAAUACACUAAGUGAGGAGCUUGAUAUGAUGUUACUUUGUUACAAGGAAACUCAGCUUUCUCAACUCAGCAAAAUAUCGAAUGUUCGAGCCGAUAAAUCCCUAACUAUAGUUCGUGCGAAUGAGAUUUGUUUUAAACGUGCUCAGUGGCGACUCACAGAAACUGAUGGCCAAAUCGGUAUAUCUGACUUGGUACUCAGCGGCUUUUUAUAUACUAAAAAAUCGAAAAGUGACGACUCCGUGGAGCAUUUGCUGGAAUUGGGAAAUAUUCGUAUGAGUAACUUGAUACCGCGUGAGAUUUACCGUGAGGUUCUCAUGCCAACAGAGAUCCAAAAAGAUAUGCCUAUAGACACACAUAAACGCGUGCUUCGUGUUUUUUGUCGUGAGAAACCUCCGGUAGGCGGAAUUUCAGUCAAGGAACAUUUUGAAAUUAAUGUGGCGCCAAUUACAAUCGCCAUAACUAAGAAAUUCUACAGCACAAUGUUGAAAUUCUGCUUUCCCGAUCGUGAUGCUUCCGAAACAGAGGCUGUAGAUGACAUUGAAGAGAAUUCGUCCAGUUCUUCAUCCUCGUCGGCAGCACAAACGAAAACUUCAAAGAAACCGUCGAAAACGAAAAAGAGUUCCAAGGAUUCCGAGUUCUAUGUAAAAAUCGAAAAGGAUGACGUGGAAAAGAUGAAAGAGCGUGCUGAGAAAAAUAAACUGUUUAUUUACAUAAAAAUACCGGAAGUGCCUGUUCGCGUAAGUUACAAAGGAAACAAAGAGAAAAACCUUGAGGAUAUCACAGACUUUUCGCUAGUUAUACCAACACUCGAGUACCACAAUGUUACGUGGACUUGGCUAGAUUUGCUGUUGGCCAUGAAAUCAGUCAGUCGACGGGUGAUUUUAUCACAAGCUAUAAAGCAGAAACUUCAAAUACACAGACGACAACCGGGAACAUCUACUGGCGAACGUUCGUCGCCUCAGGAAGAAGACAAAGCAAAAAUGUUAUUUGGAAAUCGCUUAUUGAGCGAAAAUCGAAGCCAAAGAAGAGGGGUUUUUAAAUUCACCUCGACUAACAAGUGAUACCAAGUGAUCAAAAGCUAUGAGACCCUAGUGUUGCACUGUUAUUAAUCCAUCUACAUACAUAUGUACACAAACGAUUAUGGUCUGGUUGGUUCCAUAAAUGAGUAUACCAUGCAGUAAAAUGCAACACUUCUAUUUAUUGUAGUUUUAAUUUCGUGAAUUUAGGUUGUUUUAACACAGAUACAAUUAAAAUUAAUUCGUUUUUCACAACACUGUAAUGCUAGUAGAACGAGUGUAUCAUAUUUUUUUAAACUACUAUACUAAUUGUAUUAGCACACUUUAUGCAACAUGUCAUAAAAAUACAUUUAAAAAAGAAAAAUAAAAAUAAAAGAUAAAAAAUAUGCUAUGCAGAAAUGUAAAAUAUACUGACACAUUAUGUCCAUUAAAUCGUAUCCUAGUAUGUAUUUAAUUUAACAUUUAAAGAGGCAUUAUAGUAAAAUUGCUUUAGAAUUAUCAAAUUUCAAUACUUUUAUAUUUUUUUACAAGAUUUUCUUUACAUAUUCCGUUCGCGAAUAUCAAA